AUUCAACCAUGCCGGCUGGGAGCCAGGAAUCUGAAUGUACUCUGAGUUAUCAGGUACUGUGACCUCUGAAAAACGUGCGUUCGAGCAGAACUACCUGUAUUCGUUUCAUCUAUGGUCCUUGGAGCCAAUAAGGAGAUUGGACUGGAAUCUGGUUCUUGGCAGAGACAUGAUGAAGAGGCUGUGGUGGACCAAGGUGGAACUAGUUCAAUUCUCAACAUUCACUAUGAAAAAGAAGAGCUAGAAGGGCAUAGGACCUUGUAUGUUGGAGUGCGUAUGCCUUUGGGUAGACAGAGUCACCGACACCACAGGACCCAUGGAUCAAAGCACAAGAAGCGAGAGAGAGUGAAAGGUGCCAUCCAGGAGGAAGAAAAGGACAUUCUCCCUUAUGACACUCCUUCCCAGCGAGUUCAGUUCAUUCUGGGAACUGAAGAUGAUGAAGAUCAUGUUCCACAUGAACUCUUCACAGAGCUUGAUGAAAUAUGCAUGCGAGGGGGUGAAGAUGCCGAGUGGAAGGAGACUGCCAGGUGGUUGAAGUUUGAGGAAGAUGUUGAGGAUGGUGGAGACCGUUGGAGUAAACCGUAUGUUGCCACAUUGUCAUUACACAGCCUGUUCGAGUUGCGGAGCUGCAUCAUUAAUGGAACUGUCUUGCUGGACAUGCAAGCAAAUAGCAUCCAAGAGAUUGCAAAUAUGAUCCUUGAUCAUCAGGAAGCAUCCAUGGAACUGGAUGAAAGCAUUCGUAUGAAAGUGCGUGAAGCUCUUCUGAAAAAACAUCACCAUCAAAUUGAGAAGAAAAGAAAUAAUCUCAUUCCAAUUGUUAGGUCUUUUGCUGAAGUUGGGAAAAAGCAAUCUGAACCUCAUUCCAUGGACAAAGCUGGUCAAAUGUUAUCCCCACAGUCCAUUCCAACUCAUCUUGAAGUUAAAAAUGGAGUCAACAAUGACAAUGCAAAUGUUGAGUCAAGCAAGGUUGAUCUCCAUUUCAUGAAGAAGAUCCCUAUCGGUGCUGAAGCCUCCAAUGUCCUGGUUGGUGAGCUAGAUUUUCUCAACCGGCCAAUUGUGGCAUUUGUACGUCUCUCUCCAGCUAUCCUUCUCACAGGACUUACUGAAGUUCCAAUACCUACCAGAUUCCUUUUCAUUUUGCUUGGACCAGUUGGAAAGGCACAGCAAUACCAUGAGAUUGGUAGGUCUAUGGCCACUAUAAUGACUGAUGAGAUUUUCCAUGAUGUAGCCUACAAAGCCAAGGAUCGCAGCGAUCUUCUUGCUGGGAUUGAUGAAUUUCUUGAUCAGGUGACUGUUCUGCCCCCUGGUGAAUGGGACCCCUCCAUUCGAAUUGAACCACCAAAAAAUGUUCCAUCUCAGGAGAAACGGAAGCAGCCAGGGAUCCCAAAUGGUAAUGCUUGCCACAUUGAGCCUGAACCACAAGUGGGCCACACUGGUCCUGAACUGCAGCGCACAGGAAGGCCAUUUGGGGGUUUGAUCCUUGAUAUUAAACGGAAGAUGCCUUUUUUCUGGAGUGACUUCAGGGAUGCCCUUAGCUUGCAGUGUGUGGCGUCCUUCCUGUUCCUGUACUGCGCCUGCAUGUCUCCUGUAAUCACGUUUGGUGGCCUCUUGGGAGAAGCAACAGAUGGAUGCAUUAGUGCAAUAGAGUCCCUAUUUGGGGCUUCCAUGACUGGAAUUGCUUAUUCUCUCUUUGCUGGGCAACCUCUCACUAUAUUGGGCAGUACUGGUCCUGUGCUAGUGUUUGAAAAGAUUUUGUUCAAAUUCUGCAAGGAUUAUGACUUGUCCUACCUUUCCUUGAGAGCGAAUAUUGGACUCUGGACAUCAUUCAUGUGUAUCUUGCUUGUUGCCACAGAUGCAAGUUCUCUUGUCUGUUACAUAACUCGUUUUACUGAGGAGGCAUUUGCCUCUCUCAUAUGUAUAAUUUUCAUCUAUGAAGCCCUGGAAAAGCUGAUCCAUUUGGGAGAAAUUUACUCUUUCAAUAUGCAUUCAGAUCUGGACCAGCUUACUCAAUACUUCUGUAUAUGCACAGAGCCUCCUAAUCCUAACAACAGAACUCUAGAGUACUGGGAGAAGCAAAAUAUUACAAGCUCGACAAUCCCUUGGGCAAAUCUGACUGUCAGUGACUGUAGGGCAUUUCAUGGUGAAUUUGUUGGCCCUUCAUGUGGACCCCAUGGACCAUACACCCCAGAUGUCCUCUUCUGGUCUGUUAUACUAUUCUUUUCAACAUUUGCCCUAUCAGGGUUCCUCAAACAGUUUAAAACAAGUCACUAUUUCCCAACUAAGGUACGGUCAACGAUAAGUGACUUUGCUGUUUUCCUGACUAUCUUGUCCAUGGUUCUUAUUGAUUGCGCCCUGGGAAUACCAUCACCAAAGCUUCAAGUUCCCAGCAUCUUUAAGCCAACAAGAGAUGAUCGUGGGUGGCUAAUUAACCCCAUCGGCCCAAAUCCCUGGUGGACUGUCAUUGCUGCCAUUAUCCCAGCUCUACUCUGUACUAUUCUUAUUUUCAUGGACCAACAGAUCACUGCUGUCAUAAUAAACAGGAAGGAACACAAGCUGAAAAAAGGAUGUGGCUAUCACCUUGACCUCCUGAUAGUGGCUAUAAUGUUGGGUGUAUGUUCAAUCAUGGGUCUACCCUGGUUUGUAGCUGCAACUGUUCUCUCCAUCUCUCACGUGAAUAGUCUGAAGCUAGAAUCAGAAUGUUCAGCUCCUGGUGAACAGCCAAAAUUCCUUGGCAUUCGAGAACAACGUGUCACCGGUCUGAUGAUCUUCAUUCUCAUGGGCUGCUCUGUCUUUAUGACUACUUUCUUAAAGUUCAUUCCAAUGCCUGUGCUUUACGGAGUCUUUCUUUACAUGGGGGUUUCGUCGCUGAAAGGAAUUCAGUUCUUUGAUCGUCUGCAACUAUUUGCGAUGCCAGCCAAACACCAGCCGGACUUUAUCUACCUGCGUCAUGUGCCUCUGCGCAAAGUUCACCUUUUUACUCUCGUACAGCUCACCUGUCUAAUCCUACUGUGGGUCAUCAAAGCCUCACCUGCUGCUAUUGUCUUUCCCAUGAUGGUAUUAGCUCUAGUUUUUGUUAGAAAAUUGAUGGACCUUUGCUUUCUGAAGCGCGAGCUAAGCUGGCUUGAUGAUUUAAUGCCUGAAAGUAAGAAGAAAAAAUUAGAUGACGCCAAAAAAGUCAAAGAGGAUGGGGAAUCGGAGAAAAUGCUGGAACCAGGGGACAGUGGUGUGCAGCUACCAAUGGAAAGUAGAAAACUGCUUCAGAGUCCAGUAAAGAGUAAUAUUUAUAGGUGUGAUCCAUCUGAAAUUAACAUCUCUGAUGAAAUGUCCAGAUCUACAGUUUGGAAGGCACUUAGUAUGAAUACAGAGAGCAACAAAACUAAGGAUAACCUGACUUCAAAAAGCAGUUCCAUUCAAAAACCGAUGUAAAAUGAUGUUCCUUGGAUCAGGAUUAAAUCCAAACCUUGAUAAAGAAGGAUGAAGUUCUAAUUGACUCAGGGAAGAGCCAAAACAGAAAGAUUUGCAAUUAAAUAUUCGCAAUGCAUCAUGGAAGAUCCUUGGAAACUAAAACAAGUUGAAGGCAGCACAUUGUCCUUUUAAGUACUCAGAACCCCAAUAAGGCCUUUCAAAAAGUCCAACAUUUUAAUGAAUUUUAAUUUUUUUUGCAAAUCAUUAGGUUGGCCAGAAGUUAACAAAAGUUUAAAUUCUUGGAGGAAAAUCAGUGUAAUUUUGCAUAUUUUUAAAAUUUUCAGUUUUUUAAUAAAAAGCCUGACUGACAAAAAUCAACCUUUGAAAGGUUUUCAUCUCUAACCAGCAUAUAAUUUGAGAUGUUUGAUAUAUAGACUAAGAAUUAGAUUUGUUAUAUGUACUGUAUCACAAUUAUUGUGAUUAUUAGUGCUGUUUAAUGAUUUCUACACUUCAAUGUGUUUUCAUGUCUCUGCAUGAAAAAGUUCUAGACUAUCAAAAGAUGUUUACAUGUACCUUGAUCACUAAAUGUUACCUUACUAAGUAAUAAAGCAACUUGCUGUGCAAUAUACUGUACAAAUUAAAGUCACUACUAACAUACCACAUGGCCAGUUAUAUAAAAUAAUGUUGAGAAUGUUCUCUAAUUCCUUACCAAUAGAGUUUUGAGAGGCCUCUGUCACUUGUACCCCUCAUCAGCCUGCUAGCAGUAAUAUCCCUAUUAAGCUCCUUGAGCAGACAAAAACAUGGUUACCAAUUGCAUGGCAUUACAAUGAAAAGCAAAAUCUUUUUUCCUCAAGUGACAAGUAAUUUGCUGUAGGGAAUAAUUUUUUUGAAACCCUAAAAUGGUACAAUUAUAUUUAGACACUUUCAAAAAAUUGACCUGUAAAAACAUGCUAAAUGAAGUGCAAAAUAGAGAAAUGUAUCUUUACAUUAAUUUAAGCUGCUUCCACCAAGAUCAUGUACAAAAUCUCCCAAAGACUUAACAUUUAACAUUGCUAGAAAAGAUUGUCAUAGACAAUUUUAUUAACUGUUUCUUAAAUCAAUUCUUUUGAGAUGAUGGAAGAUUUCAGAGUGCAAUAAUAUAGCAAUACACAAAGCAUUACUGUUUAUACUUGGUGCCGUGGAAGCAAUAGCAGAAAAUCAUUAAAUGGGAUAGAAUUAAAAAUGUAGAUUCCACCCUUUGCCAUUUGUUUGGAUGUGAUUCCUAUGCAAGUGUCAUGAUGGUAAUCCUGUUCCAAAAAAUCCAAAUAAGCUGUGGGUAAAUCAUGAGGUUGCUGCUGAACACUAAUAUCCACAGCCAAAUGAGGUUGUCAAAUAUUCUUUCAAAUCACUGUCCCUGAACUCAGUCAAGAUGUCUGAAAGGGUUUUUAAAGAAAAAUGGUAGAGGGGGAAGGGGAUGAAAAGACAAUGCUUUGGUGGGAGCUAGGGACAGGAUGUCUCCACUCCUCCGAGGGCUAUUGAUCAAGCCUAAGUUUUGGCUGAGGUAUUGCAAUUGUUCUUGUAUCUUCUAAGAUUAAAAACUAUGCUGAUUGCAGGCUGUUGAGGGCACCUGGCAAUAAAAACAAAUCUCUCCAUUCUAAUGGUAAAACUCAUUACUUUAGAUACUUCAGUUCACAACUCCAGAAUUCAUUACUGUUCUGUCACGUGUAGAACAUUUGUUUGUCUGAUUUCCUGGAGAAACACAGCUAACCAAGCAAUUGCCAUGAUUUUAUGAUUUUGAAUGUAAUACAUACCAAAAGAAAAUAAAAAUAAAAUAUAUCCUUACUGAAUUUAAAAAAAGUGCAGGCACAAAUUUUUAAUAUAGCUUCUUUCUAGUGAACUACAUGUAGAAAUAGAGACUCAUUAUUUUAUUUAGAGAAACUUAAAGAAAUAUAUUAAUAGAUUAUUUUGUUGCAGAAAACCUAUAGUCUUAUGACACUUGUAAUGUAAAUAAGUACAAGCAGCAAUCCGAUCCACUUGGUCCACCAAAUAGCAGGAUGUUGGCCUAAAUCUGAAAGAUGGGCUAAUAACUGAAUUAAACAACGUGACCACAGACCCCUUGAACUAAGAAAUAGAAGCGUAGAGUAAAAGCCAACGUGGCUUCUAUUUUAGUGAAGUUCAUUUUUUUUUCUUUUAGUCCUGGGAUUUAGAUAUGAAAACCCAGGUUAUAAUCAUUGUUUAAGUGCAGUAAUGUGUUUGCUGAUUCAAUUCAAGGUGGGUGUAAAAGUUAUUUGUUAUACUGAAGGAAUUGUGUAAAAGUGAUGUAUGGUCAGGUAAUACUGUUGUUUAAUCUUGUCCUUUGUGUACACUUGUAGUGAAAGUAGAGAAACAAAGUGAGUGUACUCCUGAAUUGUAACAUGAAAUGUAUCUUUUUAAAAGAGACAACAUUCCUCAUUUAAAUUGGCCUGCAUUUUGCAAGAGGUUAGAAAAGUUUUUGUUUCUCUGUUUGGUUGGUCUGUAAUGAGUAUUAAUGGAAACAUUUUUAUUUCUGUUCAAAAUACUAUGGAGUCUUAUUAAUGUGCGUAUAAUCAUAAAAUGCAGCCUCUUUAGACCAAUAGCAGGAAUUCUGUCUACUUAAAUGAUGAAAAUGUGAAUGGGGAAAUUGUAAUUUAUUUCUAUAAAGAAAUAAAAGUGA
Molecule: messenger RNA, 6073 nt
Organism: Pristis pectinata (smalltooth sawfish)
Lineage: Eukaryota; Metazoa; Chordata; Chondrichthyes; Rhinopristiformes; Pristidae
Product: electroneutral sodium bicarbonate exchanger 1-like
Exons: 27
Coding region: 112-3423 (1103 amino acids)
Biological process (GO): regulation of intracellular pH; transmembrane transport; monoatomic anion transport
Cellular component (GO): plasma membrane
Molecular function (GO): solute:inorganic anion antiporter activity; sodium:bicarbonate symporter activity; monoatomic anion transmembrane transporter activity
Source: RefSeq, a predicted model, not a curated record